Messenger RNA from Microthlaspi erraticum, 648 nucleotides. NCBI's taxonomy places the organism in Eukaryota, Viridiplantae, Streptophyta, Magnoliopsida, Brassicales, Brassicaceae. The record is from the annotation of a GenBank genome assembly.
AUGGGAAAAAUUGACUAUUUGGCGGAAGUUCUUCACGGCACAGUGGCGUCGUUGACAGAUCGAGUCGAUAAGAUGAAAGUUGGUUGGGAUCAGCUCAUGGAGGCUAAUCACGUCGUCUCCGGGCGUUUAGAUGCGAUGGAUCGGAACAUUUCUCGAAUCGCGGAGACGUUGGCGAGGAUGGAAGGAAAUAUCCCGAGUUAUCGGAAAUGUAGCUCAGUUUUAGAGAACCGAAAUAACAUGUUGAAGAGAAUUGAGCUACCGGCGUUUUCCAGAACAGAUCCGUACUUGUGGAUCUCACAAGCAGAGAGAUUUUUUCGACUUGGGAAAUAUAAUGAUGAAGAUCGCUUGGAUCUGUUGUCCAUCACACUUCAAGGACCGGCUCUUCACUGGUUCAACAGAGAGAUGCAGCGCGAGCCGUUCUGUGAUUGGUGUCAGUUUAAACAGAGGAUGAUUGCAAGAUUCAACCAGAAGUUGGAAGAGAAUCCAAGGAUGAGGUUCUUUGCGUUGAAACAAAGAGGAUCAGUUGCGGAUUAUGUGAAUGAGUUUGAGGAAUUGACAACAAUUGUGACGGGAGUAGAAGAAGAGAAUUUGGAGCUUGUAUUCUAUUUGGGAUUGAAGCCAGAGAUGGAUUUAGGAUUUAGGGUUUAG